AUGAAAAUCCCAUUUCUAAACAAGAAAUUUUCAUCUUCAUUUUCUUCAAAUAAUUCAAAUUCAUCAUCAUGGGCGUGGCCUUCUUGUCACCAAAACCCUAGAACCAUAUCUUUCAGAGCCACCGAUAUCGCAAACAACCUUAAUGACGUCAACGAGGAGGAGGAAGAGAAGCCAUUUCCUGCCAUCAUCUUCUCCUCCUCAAUCUCCUCCACCUCAACCACCGUUGACACCAUAGAAGAGCUGCCGGAGACCGAAUCCAUAGAGAAUUUGAUCAAAGGGAUAAAACCAUCAGAAAGACUCAUCUUUGAACGAAAAGGAGAAUCAAAAUCCAUACUCGAAGAGAAGAGGAACCAUGAUUCAUGCUCUUGUCCUUGGAAUCAAUAAUCUACAUUUUCUCUAAUUUCAAGUGAUUCAUGGUGGAGAUGGUUGAGGUACACACAAAUCAUCACGGCAAGAGAAGCAUCCAAGAUUAAUGAUAUGUACUCGAUAAGUCACGAGAGAAGAAGUAAACAUUCACUUGACCUUUUUACUUGGUUAGAAUAG
Molecule: messenger RNA, 543 nt
Organism: Eutrema salsugineum
Lineage: Eukaryota; Viridiplantae; Streptophyta; Magnoliopsida; Brassicales; Brassicaceae
Product: transcription repressor OFP18
Source: RefSeq, a predicted model, not a curated record